Messenger RNA from Penicillium argentinense, 2271 nucleotides. RefSeq lists its product as uncharacterized. The record is from RefSeq and is a predicted model, not a curated record. The transcript has 2 exons. The coding region runs from base 1 to 2271 and encodes 756 amino acids. NCBI's taxonomy places the organism in Eukaryota, Fungi, Ascomycota, Eurotiomycetes, Eurotiales, Aspergillaceae.
AUGGCGCACCGGGACCGUUCCCCCGUGCAUGUUCCGCUUCGAACCUCGAGCCGAAAUCUUCUACGACCCGGAGCAAUGGAGAGCCAGGAGGACGCGAGUUUUGUCGAGCGUAAAAGCUCUAAGGCGCAGCGCAUCCUAGGGACAGACUUGCUCUUGCCCAAUGCCCAAGGUGGGUGGGACGGGGCGCAACAGAAGCAGAAGCCCAAAUCUCGCCGGCAGAGCUUGCGAACGCCCGACAGCAGCUCGAGGUCGAGACAGCAACACACCAGCUUUGCGGCAUUUCCCAAAUCUGAGGAUACCAUCCAAGUUCCUCCACAAAACCUUCGCGUACGUGCUUCGUCGCCUCUGCUGGGCCAGGACUACCGGUCUCAAGAUCCGGCACCGCCGCUGCCCAAACCCUCGAAGAAAAUCCAUGCGUCCGGCUCCUCGUCCACACUCUUUUCUUACUUCAGCUCCAAGGAGAAAGAAACCAAGACUUCUAAAUCGACCCCUACGACUCCCAAGGGCCUUCAGCCGAGAGUGCGCAAUGAGUGGCAGGCAGAGCCUCAAGUGACUUUCCAACAACCCCCGCCUCGCAGUGCACCAAAAGAGUCAAAACGAAAACUCCGCCCCCCACGUAUCGACCUAUCCAUUCUUUUCCCGAAGCCUCGCCAUCCCACCCCUAAUCCUCAUCUCUUAUCGCCUCAGCGCGUGACCGAUUCCCCAUCCCCGGUCUCUACUGUGGCAUCGGAUUGGCCAUCGAACAAGAUUGAUCGAAUUGGAAGCAAUCCGGCUGCAAGGCGGUUCGGUGAACCCCUACCCCCUCGUACUUCAAUCAUUCAAAAUGAAGCACCCAAGCAACCGGCCGACCGCCCUGAGAGGGACCGUUCAGAUCUCUUGUCGAUUCCUGAAUCCAAGAAUGACGAAUGGUAUGAUCAUCCGCUUGAGCGCACGGUGGGAACCAGCGAGAUCGAUCUCGCGCUGGACAGAUACGCUGGCCGGCGGUCACUAUUUAGUCGCUCCAGCGUCUAUACGGCCAGCCGAGAGCAGCUCCGAACAGACCAACGAAAUGCCGAUACAGGCACGAACGCGAGAUGUGGCCACAGCCCUUCCAGCAACCGACGUAAGGAUUCGUACUUGGCCCCCUCACAACCGGAACCAGCUCGCCCUCGAAAGACCAGUUCUGCGGCAGAGAGUAAUUCGCGAAGCGUGAAGAGCUCUAUGACCAAGAAGAGCAGCAAGAGUACUCUGAAAAACAAGGACCUGCAGAAUUCUAGUGUUCUAUGCCUUUCUUCCUCAUCCGAGGAUGAGGCAGAGGAAGAUCAAGAGACGCCGACAGAGCUACGUCCCAACAACAAGAAGCCCUUCAGGGAUAGUGAUGCAACCUAUGGUGAAUUUGACGCCGAGAUCUAUACUGCAUCCACCGCCCAGGCUGCUACGGCCCAAAUGCUGAAGAGGGUCGACCGGGCACCGUCCACCAGCAGCCACGGGUCUCAUAAAAUCACUCAGAAACAGUCGAACCGGCCAGACCAACCGAGUCAGCCGAGCCAGAAGAAUCGUAGUAGACACGCAUCUACCUCGACUAGUGGCAACGCUACUGUGAAGAGUGCCCAAUCCCGGAGGUCGAGCGGUGCCCCUGCUCUUCCCCAGCAGGAUAUCCUGGACAAGUUUCCUCAGCAGCGACUACGCACCCCACGCGAGCUGAAGGAGAUGAACCGGAGAAGCCGAGUGAUUGCAGUUACUCGGCAGGAACAGGAUCUUUUGGAGGCAAUGCGGCAGCGAAAGGGCAAGGCCACACCGAGUCUGUUUCAGUAUAAUGCCAACGGUGCCUCCACCAACGGUGCCUCCGAGGUCGACCGUAACUCGACGAUCUCGGGUCCAUCGCGCGAUUCUUUCUGCAUGUCGGAUACCUCGUUCCUGCGUCUCAGUGCGGCCUUCCCCCUUUUCCAGCCCGACCCGAACAAGAAAACCGGUAACUCGAUUGUCUCGCCCCGCUUCAGUAUGGCCUAUUCUGAAAGCCUUCCGUCUCCCGCCACCAGCGGUGCUUCCCCUCUGACUCCGACUCUCCCAAUUCACCGCUUCUCGCCCCUUCCGUCUCCCAAGCCACCGCCUCGUGGGCCUCCGCCGGCCAUCCCGGACGAACAAAAGCGGCAUAGCCGUCGUCGCACCGAUAGCAGUGAAGCCAUCAUGCUGAACGACAAUGGCGACCCGCAAAGCAAGCAUGAUCUUCCACUUUGGUCCUUUGACUUUGACUGGAAUAAUGACCGAACCAACGUCGCCGCUGUGCACUAA